Molecule: messenger RNA, 414 nt
Organism: Loxodonta africana (African savanna elephant)
Lineage: Eukaryota; Metazoa; Chordata; Mammalia; Proboscidea; Elephantidae
Gene: SLIRP
Product: SRA stem-loop interacting RNA binding protein
Exons: 4
Coding region: 43-351 (102 amino acids)
Biological process (GO): regulation of gene expression
Cellular component (GO): nucleoplasm; chromatin
Molecular function (GO): RNA binding
Source: RefSeq, a predicted model, not a curated record
CGGCGUCGCGGCCCCAGGUCACGAAGGUAGGUCAGAGUAAAGAUGGCGGCCGCGGCUUUGAGGAGUGCCAUGGUCACGCGAAAGAGCCGGCCCAUUGCUUUUGUUAGAGACAUUCCCUGGACUGCGGCCUCGAAUGAGCUGAGAGAGCACUUUGGACAGUUCGGCCGUGUACGAAGGUGCACACUACCUUUUGACAGAGAGACUGGCUUUCACAAAGGUAUAGCUUGGAUUGUGUUUUCUUCUUCAGAAGAGCUUCAGAAUGCACUACAGCAGGAAAAUCAUACUAUCGAUGGAGUAAAGGUCCAGGUUCAAGCUCAAAAGCCAAGUUUUGCAAGGGAAUCAAGCAUCUGAUGAAGAGAAAGAUUUUUGAGAAUACUAGUCCCUAUUAGAUAAAGUAAACAAAACUAAAAUGUU